UCGAGCAUAUUCCGCUGAUGUCCGCCGAACGGUGCUCACGCAGAAGCACCGCGUGAACAUUACAACGUCAAUAGUGUUUCUUUUGCUCCUAUUCUCAAAGAAAUACUUCAAAUCGUAUUCUACGUAUGGUAGUGCUUUCGUGAAGGUGAAUAAUUCUGUGCGUGAAUGUGUGCCAGUGUAUGAAACCAGCGGCAGGAGGGUGUUGUUUCUGGUGUUGCCGUUCCGUGUGUGUGUUUCAGCCUGUUGUGUAAUGAGCAGUACCAGCGAGCCCGGCACGAGAUCGGUCGUGGUCUAGUGGGGCAAAAGGUUAAAAAUUGCAAGCUGUGCAAUCGUGCAGUGUAUGCAUGUAAACGUGCGGUUUUCCUGUCGUUCGCUGCCGUCGAUAUCGGUUCCGUGCUAGAGUGGCUGGGCAACGCCUGUGCCAAGGGCGUUGCGGUAGAACGCCAGUAAAACCGGGCAAAAAUUCAAAAAGAAAUAGCAAAAAGUGCGGUGUGAGCAGUAACGAGGGUGAAAAGUGUGCGGGGCGGGUGGUGCGUCCGGCGUCGGGACGCGCAACGUGACGAGCAAAAAGGCGCCAGCAUGAUGUACGCCAGCAGGAGAAGUGAUCGUUCUCGUCCUGGCUCUCGUUCUGUCCCGACGAUCGACGACGGCUGGGAACGGGCAGAAUACCUUCAGCAGCAGCAACAACAGCCACCCCAACAACAACAACGACAAGGCCAAAGAGAUGGUCGCGUCCGUCCAUCGCCGAUCAGUCGCGCGUACGCCAACGCGCGACUUCUGGUUUCACUUGGCACGUUGGCAUUGUUGGUGACGGUGGCGGCAACGGUGGUGCCGGCGGGGGGUGUGUCAUUGACCGGAUCCAACAUUGCCAGUGUGCAAAUUUCAGGUGCAAGUGCAGCACGAUGGACGAAGGCCACCGAAACCGGUUCCAAUCUGCGGCGGGUGCCACGGUCGUCGAUCGUACCGGGCAGGAAAGAGGCGCCCAUAACAUCAGCGCCCGAAGAAACAGAAGCAACCUGUUCACAAACGCAGUUCACCUGUAUGAUGGAUGGCAAAUGCAUACCUGCCCUCUGGAGAUGUGAUACGUCCGCCGACUGCUCGGACGGCUCGGAUGAAGUCGGUUGUGAUAAAGCACAUGCUUGCAACGAAGGUAUGUUUCACUGUAAGGUGUCCAAUCGGUGCAUCCCACACGAUUGGACGUGCGACGGUGACGUAGACUGCGGAUUGAUGGAGAAGUACCACAUGGUGGACACGUCGGACGAAGAUCCACAGCUGUGCCGGGCACACAAAAAGUGUCUCCCAACGCAGGCCCUCUGUGGCGAUGGCAAGUGUUUGGAGAUCGAUCGGUUUUGUGAUGGAAGCUGGGAUUGCAGCAAUGACGAGCUGAACUGCACCAGCAACAACACAGCAACGGCCAGCGCGCCGACGAGCGCUUGCGAUGCGCUCAAGUGUUCCUACGACUGUCGGUUAACGCCCGAAGGUCCCAAAUGCUUCUGUGCCAAGGACAGUCAACCGAAUGGGAAUGUGUGUGAAGAUUUCGACGAGUGUCAGAUCGAGGGUCUGUGCGAUCAGUUGUGCAAAAAUCAGCACGGAUCGUAUCAGUGCAGCUGCACCACGGGGUACGUGAAGCAGGGUAACACGUGCACUGCUGUCAACUUGCCCAAGGACGAACCUGCUUCACUGUUGUUCGCCACAUUCAACAAAGUGCAGAAAGUUUCUAUCAGCAACCGGACCGCGGUUCUGGAACGAUAUUCUGCUUCACAUGACACCGACGAGGGGGAAUAUCUGAAGCAGUCUUUCCCACGCAUCCGCGCUCUGGAGAUGGUGCAUCGUAAUCGUACGUUUUGUCUUGCGCGUAUCAAGGGCAAAUCGCUGCUAGAGUGCUACAGUGUUGACAACACCUCGCUCAGCUGGACCAUGCCGCGUCCGGACCUCUUUCCCAAUCUCGAAGACAUUGUCGACAUUCGGCUCGACUGGGUGUCCGGCAACUGGUACUACCUUGACCAGCAGCGCGAAAUCAUCUUCGUCUGUUCGCCCCAGAUGGUACACUGUGCAAUCGUCGUCGAAGCCCUGUCCGAAGUACUGCGGCCACGCCGGAUGGCACUCGAUCCCACGAAAGGAUUUCUGUUCUUCUCCAAAUGGGGUAGCGGCGAUGUCAGCAUCGAAAGGUCACUGCUCGAUGGUACCAACAGGAGCUCGAUUGUGCAGAACAAAAUCAUUACGCCACUCGACAUUGCGCUUGAUUUGGUGAUGCAGCACGUCUACUGGGUAGACACACAUCUGGACACGGUGCAGCGUGUAAACUACGACGGCAGUGGUCGCUGGUUUCCGAAGCGAAGCACAAACUUCAUGUUCCACUUUCAAACGCUCUACGCGCUGGAUGUGUUUGAACGCACGAUUUACAUGGCGUCCUGGCAAAAUGGUAGCAUAGUGGCGCUAAACGGUACCACCGGCGAGGCGCGAAUCGUUGUCCCGAACGCUUCCCAUGCUGUGCAUCUACACGUGUUUCAUAGGCAAAAGCAGCCGGAAGUGGCGCAUCCUUGUCGCAUUCAAAACGGUGGCUGCGAUCAGUUGUGCAUACCAGUGUGGAAAAAAAUCGGCGUGGCCAUUGCACAAUGCAUGUGCUCUCCGGGCUACCGGUUAAAGACAAAAUCACAAUGCGUACUCAUCAAAAGACCAACGUUUCUACUGUACGCCAAAACGAGCCCCGCCAUGAUAAGAGGCUUUGCUGUCGGUAUCAAGUCCCAGGAAGCAAUCGUGCCCGUUACCAAUCUCGGUGGUCACAUCACGUUCGACUACCAUGUGGAAGACCAGCUAAUCUUCUUCUCCCACAGCAACAAAGACUCUCCUUCAUUUCGAAUAGAAGCCCAAAAAUUGGACGGUACUGGCCGAGAACUGAUAUUGGAAAGUCCUGGUUCGUGUGAUGGCAUUUCCUACGAUUGGUUGGGCAACAACAUUUUUUGGACUGAUUCCGACAGAAACCACAUCUCUGUGGUAAAGUUAGGACCUAAACGAUCGCGCUACACAGUACUGCGACAUCUAUACGCGCCCAAAUCGAUUGUGGUGGAUCCAAAGCAAGGCUGGAUGUACUGGUCGUCGUGGUCAGUUCCUGGCGGUCGCAUUGAUCGUGCGUGGAUGAGUGGCUCUCAGCCGGAACAGUUGGUAGGCAGCAAGGAGCGUCCGAUCGAGUGGCCCACGGGCCUUUCAAUCGAUACAAUCCAGAAGCGGCUGUACUGGUGCGAUGGACGACUUAAUGUGAUCGAAAGCGUCAAUCUUGAUGGCAGCAAUCGUGUGCUGCUCUUCGAUGGACGAUCACAAAACCGAUUCCCCGUCGCCCUAGCCGUCCAUCGCCAGCUAGUUUAUUUCGCAGAUAAUGUAAAGGGUCAUAUCGAGAAGCUUAACUUGAGCGAUCCGCUCGCGCUAGAAACUAUUGCGAUAGAAAAACCGCAAGUUUUGGGUCUCAAGAUCUUCGACAACCUCACCCAGUACGGUGGAAAUGGACGAAAUACGUGCGAGAUAGACUGUCCUGGAAUCUGCUUAAAUACUCCCGCUGCAAUUGCCAGCUGCAAGUGUGAAGACGGUCAGAUAUUGUCGCUCGCAACCGAUGGGACACCAGUGACUUGCGUACCCUUCAAUCUGCAGCACUCACUCGAGACGUGCAACAAUACUACACAUUUCCUGUGUCGCAAUAAAGUCGACUGCAUUGAGAUCAAGUACACCUGCGAUGGCGAUCGGGACUGCGAGGAUGGCAGUGACGAGGAAACAACGCCCGAUGGGCCAUGCGACCCAAACUGUGAUCUUGAGCACAAUUUCAAGUGUGACGAGCAGAGAUGCAUCAGCCGAGUGCAUGUGUGCGAUGGAUCAGUGGACUGCAUCGACGAAAGCGACGAGGACUACAUUAACUGCCCGAACAAAACGUGCAGCGAACAUUUCUUCCAGUGUGAAGUGAGCCAUCGAUGCAUACCGAACACAUGGGUAUGCGAUCGACACCUGGACUGCGGACCGAACGAUAAUUCGGACGAGCCAGAACACUGCCACAAGUGUCCGGAGUUUGAGUGUAGGAACGCUGCCUGUGUGCCGUUUGAAUUUCUCUGUGAUGGAGUCGACAACUGUGGCGACCGAUCUGACGAAACACAGUGCGAUGUCGAGUGUGGAGCAAACGAAUUCUUCUGCAGCCCUCACGGUUGCAUCGAUCGUUCGCUAAUGUGCGAUCCUAAGCUCAACUGCUUAAAUGCAUUCCACGAGUGUGACAAACAUGCUAAAGCCGGUACCAACGCGACAACCGAUCCCAGCAUUCCUGUUCGUUCGGAAUCGGAAUUAAAAGAUCUUUGCAGACAGGAUCUGAAGAUCAUCUGUGGUGGUGACAAACAGUGCGAAGAAAACUACAACCGUGCGUGCCAACGAAUGGAGUUCGGACCGUUCAAUGAAACGAUGACCUGCCAUCAUCCGGACCGGCUGUGUCGGAUAACGAACGAGUGUAUUAAGGUGGCGCAGCUUUGCAACGGUCGCACCGACUGUCCCGAUGGCACGGAUGAAGGGUUUCUGUGCGAAGAGAAAAAAUGUGAUAAGUAUAACGAUUGUUCUCACUCGUGCCAUAACGCUCCGGAGGGGUUGGUAUGCUCCUGUCCACCUCACCUAUUUCUGCAACCGAAUGGGCGCGACUGUGGUCAUGACCAUGCUUGUGACACAUGGGGUACCUGUUCGCAAAUUUGCACGAAAACUGGAACACAUUACCGGUGUAGUUGCGUGGAGGGCUACACGCUUACGUACGAUAAGUUUACCUGCCGUAGUAACAACGCUGAUUCGCCUUACGUGAUAUUUAGCAACCGACAGGAGAUCCUCGGUUUCGAUCUGAACACGCUCGGUGUUAGAAGCUUCUAUACGUCGUUGCGAAACACGAUCGCAUUAGAUUUCCUGUACCGUAACGAUUCCAUCCAGAUAUUCUGGUCGGAUGUGAUGGACGACAAGAUUUAUCGAGGCACGCUGAAGAACGACACAUUGAGCAACGUCGAGGCAGUGGUCCAAUCGGGACUAUCGACGGCCGAAGGUCUUGCGGUGGAUUGGAUUGGCAUGAACAUCUACUGGAUCGAUUCGAACCUUGAUCAAAUCGAAGUGGCCAAGACGAACGGUAGCUUCCGGCGAACGCUGGUGGCUGGGGACAUGGUGAAUCCACGAGCGAUCGCACUUGAUCCGAUGGAAGGCGUUCUCUUCUGGACCGACUGGGAAGAAGGCUCGCCAAGGCUCGAGCGAUGCACAAUGGCUGGAGAAAACCGCACGGUAAUCAAAUACGUCGGAUCGGAUGGUGGUUGGCCGAACGGGAUCGCCCUAGACUACAUUCCGAGACGUGUGUACUGGAUUGAUGCACGGUCGGACUCAAUUCACACGAUCACCUACGAUGGGCAGGACCACCAUCUUGUGAUCAAAGAUCAGGGUGUGCUGGCACAUCCGUUCAGCAUCACCGUGUUCGACAACUACGUGUACUGGACCGAUUGGCGCACAUACUCCGUCAUACGGGCCAAUAAAUGGAACGGUACGGAUGUAGCUGUGAUCCAGAAGACGCAAAGUCAACCAUUCGGAAUACAAAUUCUACACUCCAGCCGACAACCAAACUCUCAGCCAAACCCUUGUGCCGUGAACAAUGGAGGCUGCUCCCAUUUGUGCCUGUUAAGCGUUGGUUUGCGACAUGAGUGCGCUUGUCCACACGUAAUGCGUCUUCACGAGGAUCGCAUGCAGUGCGUCCCGAACGAGGAAAUCUUACUGUUUGUGGUGCUGACCGAAAUCCGAGGCGUUGAUCUUCAGCAGCCAGCGCAUUACACAAUUCCGACCAUCAGUCACCAGACGCAGGUUGUGCAGCCUUCCGUGCUUGAUUACGAUAUCAGUGCCGCGCGGCUGUACUGGAACGAUAUUCAGCUGAAUGAAAUAAAAUCAUCCGGUUUGGCUACGGGACCGAUCGAAACGAUCCUCGAUACGGACGUCUCGCAUUCGCUUGGAUUUGCGGUGGAUUGGAUCUCGAAGCUGCUCUACUUUUCAACCGGUAACGAAACACACAGCCGCAUUAUGGUUAGCAACCUGAAUGGCGAAUAUGUUACGGAGAUCGCUGAUGAUUUGACUUUGGUCAACAGUCUAGUUGUGUAUCCGACAAGAGGAAUGAUGUACUUUGCAACGAUGAGCGAAACGCCCAAAUUGUACGAACUUUACGCCAGCCGUAUGGACGGUUCCGAGCGCCAGUUGAUCAGCAAUUCAACGUUCUACCCGGUUGAUAGUUUGGCGCUCGAUUUUGAAACGAACCGAUUGUAUUACAUUUCAUCAAGACCCGGCGAAAUCUACUACUACGAUAUUGGCAGUGGCAAGAUCAUUCAAGUGCUUUCGUCUCACCAAGACAGCCACCCCAUCAGUACGAUCACAAUCUACCGCGAUUCGAUCUACUACGAUGACAAUCAUGAUGGUCGCAUAAUGCGGUGCAAUAAAAAUCUUUGCCAGAAUCCCGUCUCCGUGAGGAACAACACGAGCGGGCUCAAUGCGAUCCGAAUGUACCAUCCCGGGGCGCAGAGUGGAACAAACUCGUGCCAGAAGCGAACAGACGGAACCUCGGCAACAGGCUGUGAACAUCUCUGCAUCCCAGUGUCCGCUCAAAGCCACGUUUGUCGCUGUGCGAUAGGCUACAAAAGCGAUCCGCGCAACGCAUCACGCUGCAUCGGAUUGGACGACAUUUUGGUGUAUUCGAUUGGUCAUCAGCUCAGAGGCAUUGCAUUGUCCCUAUCCGCAGAAUCCGUGGGCUCACAACCACGGAACCAGGAUCAGGAUAGCCUUGGACCACUGCAGCAAAUUUCUUUGGCCACUAGCAUCGAUUUUCAUGUCGCGCAUGAUUAUGUGUACAUUGCUGACACCGAUCGGGGAUCAAUCACACGCAUCAAGCGGGAUGGUAGUGCACGGGAAGUAAUCAUCAGCAACUUCGAGCAGGUCGUCGAUGGCAGCACACUCGACUGGUUAGGGGGCAUUGCCAUCGAUUGGGUGGCCCAGAACAUCUAUUGGACGGACCAGAAACGGAACUUGAUUGAGGUGGCACGGUUGAACGGAAGUCUUCGGUACGUGGUCGCUUCGGAUGUGGAAAGCCCCCAGUUGCUGGCGAUUGACCCAAUUCAGGGUUACUUGUUUUACGUAACGCGCGGAACGAUUGGCCGAAUGGGAUUGGAUGGAUCGGGCAACUUCAUUCUGGUCAACCGUACCUCCGGAAUUAGUGAUCUUGCCCUGGACCUCGAAAAUCAAGUAGUCUAUUGGUGCGAAACGAGCACCGAUACCAUCUGGAAGGUGGACUACGACGGUAACUUGAAGCGACUGUUAUUGAACGGAACCUCGCACAACCCGAAAUCGUUGGACAUCUUUGCCGACUCCAUUUAUUGGGCAGAUUCGCGUGGCAACAUUUACGAGGCCGGCUUGAGCAACGUUUUUAGCUACAGAAUUGUGGUGGAAGCGUUGGAGGUGUCCUCGCUGAAAGACAUUAAAGUAUUCUCCAGUCGCAAGCAAAGCAAAACCAAUGCCUGCGGAACAUCAAACGGAGGCUGCCAAGAGCUUUGCCUGUUCAACGGUACGCAUCCCAUAUGCGCCUGCUCACAUGGUAAAAUAUCAUCGGCCGAUUUAAAGACCUGCGAGCCGUAUGAAAACUUCCUACUCUUCUCGCGCCAAUCCGCAAUCGAAAGCAUACACAUGACGGAUGCGAGCAAUAUAAAUGGGCCCAUACCGGAAAUUAAGAAUGCAUCCUAUCUGAAAAACACCAUAGCCCUCAGCUACGAUUACGACCAGCAGCUUAUUUUCUACUCAGACGUGGAUCACAGCACAAUCAACUGUGUGCACUUUAAUGGCACCAACCAUCGACGCAUCGUGACGAAGCAACUCACCGUAGAAGGACUCGCAUUCAACAUGCUCACGCGUGUACUGUUUUGGACAUCGAACAAUGAGGCGGCAAUCCGAUCGCUGGACCUGAACAAUGCUUCUCUCUCCGAUCCGACAGCAAACGCGGCGCUGGUACAGGACGUGAUAAAACUCCGCGCUACAGACAAGCCACGCGGAAUCGCCGUUGAGCCGUGUCUCGCGAUGGUGUACUGGACAAACUGGAAUCAGCAGGCCGCCUCAAUACAGCGUGCAUAUCCGUCGGGAUACGGUUUGGAAAGCAUCAUCACCUCCGACAUCCAAAUGCCGAACGCGCUGACGCUAGACUACCAGGCGCGUAAACUGUACUGGGCCGAUGCGUUCCUGGACAAGGUCGAGCGGACGGACUACGACGGAAAACAUCGUGUGGUUCUGGCACACUCCGCCCCGAAACAUCCAUUUGCACUGGCCGUGUUUGGGGAUCUGCUGUUCUGGACGGAUCUCACCGUGCACGCGGUCGUUCGGGCAAACAAAUAUUCCGGCAGUGACAUCGUUUUGCUGCGCCGAGACAUUGCACAACCGAUGGGAAUCGUGGCUGUGCAAAAGACAGACAAGGAAUGUGCCGCCGAUCCGUGCCAGGUCAUGAACGGGUUCUGCGAAGACACCUGCUUGACCGAUGCGUCCGGAAAGGUUGAAUGUCAUUGUACGCAGGGCGUGCUUGCUUCCGACGGUCAGCGCUGCAUUCCGAAGUCGGUCAGCAACUGUUCCUCUUCCGAGUUUAGCUGCACCAACGGAAACUGUAUACCGUUUCAUCUCACGUGCGAUUCCAUCAAGCAGUGCCUGGACGGAUCGGAUGAGCUACCGACUUUCUGUGCGUACAGACCAUGUCCGACAGGGUUUUUCCGAUGCAACAAUGCGCGCUGCAUUCCGCAAAACCAGCAGUGUAACCACAUACAGAACUGUGGCGACGGCAGCGACGAGGCUGGGUGUAGCUGCAACAGCUUAACGCACUUCCGAUGCGCAAACGGGCAAUGCAUCGUCAAAUCGAUGCGCUGUGAUUAUGAGCCCGACUGCAAGGACGUAUCGGACGAGAUCGGAUGUCCAGUGAUGCGCAGCUGCAUGACCGGAUUUGUCAAAUGUGCCAACACGACUGCCUGCUACAUGCCGACCUGGCGCUGUGACGGUGAGAACGAUUGUUGGGACAACUCGGACGAGCAGGAUUGCCCGACGGCGAUCCCAACCUGCCCGGAGGAUAAAUUCCUGUGCGCGAACGGGCGCUGUAUACCACAGUCGUGGCGCUGUGACGACGAGGACGACUGCACGGAUGCGCAUGGAGGGGGCUUGAGCUCGGAUGAGGUGGCGUGCGUGAAGCACUGUAAACCAAACCAAUUCAAGUGCACAAACACCUCGGAGUGUAUCUCGAACAGCUGGCAGUGUGAUGGCCACCCGGACUGUGCCGAUGGCUCGGAUGAGGGUGAGCAUUGUUCGAGACGCGAUUGUCCCGAAACGGAGUUCCAAUGUCCGACGACAAACCGGUGCAUUCCCCAGAAGUGGGUGUGCGACGGUGAUGUCGAUUGCGGUGCCACCCAGGACGACGAGAUGGGCUGCGACGACAUGAUGCUGAACGUGUGCGAUAAGACGUCGUUCACGUGUACGAAUGGUGAGUGCAUCAGUCUGCUGGCCGUGUGCGAUGGAGAGCAGGACUGUGUCGACGGUUCGGACGAGCCACUGUACUGCAAGGAAGAUGAGGAUGGGUUCGACGAGGAUGAGGAUUCGAGCGACCUGCUGUGUGGCGAUACGGACCAGUUCCGCUGCAAUAAUGGCAAAUGUAUCGCUCGCAACCUCACCUGCAACGUGAACGAUGAUUGCGCGGACGGAUCGGACGAAGAUAUUCGGUUGUGUCGCAAUACGACGCUGAUCUGUGCCGGGCCCGAUCUGUUCCGGUGCGAAAGUGGAGCAUGUAUCGUCAGCAGCAUGCUGUGCGACGGAGCGAAUGAUUGUGGCGACUGGAGCGACGAGAAGUCGUGCCAGGUAAACGAGUGUGAGAUGAUUCCGGAUCUAUGUGCACACGACUGUGAAGAUCUUCCCGUGGGCUAUGAAUGCGUUUGCAGGAAGGGUUUUCGGGUGAAUGUAAACGACAAGCACCUGUGUGUAGAUGUGGACGAAUGUACGGAACAGCAACCGCGACCGUGCAGCCAGACCUGCGUCAAUACGCACGGCUCCUACCACUGUUCGUGUUUGGAAGGGUUCGUGCUGCGGGACAACGAUACCUGCCGCGCGGAUGGAGACCAGAUCAUCGCGCCGAAACUCAUCUUCUCCAACCGGUACUAUCUGCGAGAAGUGGAUUUCAGCGGCGGAAUGACAAUUCUUGCACACAAUCUCACCAACGCCAUAACGCUGGACUUUGAUUGGCAGGAGCAAUGCUACUACUGGUCGGAUGUGACACGCACGGUCACCACAGUGAAGCGAAUGUGCGACAAAAGCGAAACCGGCGAAGACAAUCAUACCGUCGAGGUGGUACAUAGAACUAAUCUGAAGAAUCCCGAAGGACUGGCAGUCGAUUGGGUCGGCCGGAAUUUGUACUGGUGCGAUAAAGGUCUCGACACGAUCGAGGUGUCGAAGCUGGACGGAAGAUAUCGGCGGAUCUUGAUUAACAAGGACCUGCAGAAACCUCGAGCAAUUGCACUCGAUCCCUAUCGGCGCAACAUGUACUGGACCGACUGGGGAGAUCAUCCGCACAUCGGCCGGGCCGGUAUGGACGGAAGCAAUCAAACGAUCUUGAUCAAAGACCAGCUCGGCUGGCCAAACGCGCUCACGAUCAGCUUUGAAACCAAUCAACUGUUCUGGGGCGAUGCUCGUGAAGAUUACAUCGCCGUGUGUGAUCUGGAUGGGACAAAUGUGCGCAUGCUGCUGACGCGAAAUCGACAGCCGGCGCUCAACUUGCACCACGUAUUCGCGAUCGCCGUCUGGGAGGAUCGUAUCUACUGGUCGGAUUUGGAUUCGAAAUCGAUCGAGUACUGUCACAAGUACCGGGGCGAUGGUUGCGGUACGCUCAUCAACACCAUACAUCGCCCGAUGGACAUUCGAAUCUAUCAUCCCUACCGGCAGAAGCAACCCGCCGUUAACCCAUGCGAAACGGCCGGCUGCCAAACGCUGUGUGUUCUUUCGCCUGAACCAGCCGGCUACCGGUGUCUUUGCCCGGAUAACUUUAUCCUGGCGGCGGACGGGAAGAGCUGCGUGGCAAAUUGCUCGGCCGCACACUUCCAGUGCCGGGAUACGUUCAAGUGCAUUCCAUUCUAUUGGCGCUGUGACAAGCAGGACGACUGUGGGGACGGCAGCGACGAACCGGAGGACUGCCCCACGUUCACCUGCGAAGCGGGCCAAUUCCAGUGCCUCAACAAACAUUGUAUUAAUCCGAGCCAAAUCUGUGAUGGCAUCGAUCAGUGCGGCGAUCUUACGGACGAGCGAGACUGCGAUCAGUUCGAGUGUUUCAGCUCCCAUUUUAAGUGUGGUGCGUCGGCGGCCAAGAAUACGAGCGCGUUCUGCAUAGAAGGUGCCCGGCGCUGCGAUGAAGAAGUCAACUGUCCGAACGGUGAAGAUGAGCGGGACUGUGAGCCGAAAAUCUGUACCUCCACCCAGUUCCGCUGCGCAAACGGUGGCAAGUGCAUCGAUCGGACGUGGGUUUGCGAUAACGUGCCGGACUGUCACGACGGUUCGGACGAGCAGGUUUGCGGUCCGGCCACCACCUGCCCUGAGCACGAGUUUCGCUGUAGCGAAGGCCGCUGCAUACCGCAGUCGUGGCUGUGUGACGAUGAGAACGACUGUGCGAACGGGGAGGACGAAACGGAGAACUGCAAGAAACCGGAAGCGAUCACGUGCGAACCGACCAACUUCCGAUGCAACAACUCCAAAUGCAUACCGGGCAGAUGGCGCUGCGAUUUCGAAAACGACUGCGGCGACAACUCGGACGAGAUGAACUGUGAGCUGCGCAACUGUUCCGAGUCGGAGUUUCGCUGCCGCGACGGGCAUUGCAUACGCGGAAUCCGACGGUGCGACAACGAGUUCAACUGUGCCGAUCAUAGCGACGAGGAAAACUGUAACGUUACCUGUGGCGCGGAUCAGUUCAAGUGCAAAAACCACCCGGCCUGUAUUAGCAACAAAUUUAAAUGCGAUGGCGAUAACGACUGCAUCGACGAAUCGGAUGAAGAGGAUUGCGAAUGCCAAGAGGGCGAAUAUCGGUGCAACAAUGGGAAGUGCAUUCUCGGCAGCUGGGUGUGCGACGGCAUUGACGAUUGUCUGGACAACUCGGACGAAAUGGGCGGGUACUGCAAGGAGCACGGCUGUAACAAGCGUGCCUUCCGCUGCGCUAAUCGAAACUGCAUACGAAAGAGCUUGAUGUGCGACAACAAGGACGAUUGCGGCGACAACAGUGACGAGAAGAGUGCGCUCUGCCAGAAGUGUCCGCCAAACUCGUUCCGCUGCAACAGCGACUCGAAGUGCAUAGACAUAGCGCUGCGCUGCGAUCAAACGCCACACUGUUUGGACGAGUCGGACGAGAUUGGGUGCAUCAAAACGGGCUGUGGGUUUGGCGCAUGCAGCCAGAUCUGUGUGGAGAAGAAGGGCCACUUUACCUGUCGCUGUGCGGAAGGAUACGCGAAGAGCGGGACGGGACGCAAUGCAACGUGCGUGGCGGUGGACGAACAGGGCAUCUUGCUUGUGGCCUCGGAAUCCGAUUUCCGCAGCCUCUAUGUGGACACACCGGUGAUGGGUUACCUGCAGACUUCUUCGCUGAAGAUUGAUCGGUUUGACUUUGCGAUUACCCGCCACAACAUCACUCUGUUCUGGAUCGAUAGCUACGACACGAGCAUCAACAAGAUACUGAUGGACACGACGGUCAAGGAUGGCGACUACUCGCAACCACCGCCGAGCAAGAAGAAACACUCCCGUCGGGAUCUGCCCGCACCGGCACCACCCUCGUAUGAUCGCAUCAAAACGCUGGACGGUAAACACUCGUCGGUGGUGCUGAAAGACGACGAAAUCGUACCGAUCGCUAUCGCGUGCGAUUGGCUGACGGAGCGAUUGUACGUGAUCAACAAGAAGCGCAGCAACAUCUUCGUGAUGAGCUUCAACGGUACCGAUCACACCACGCUGACGGCUACCGGCAAGCAUCCGAUUGAUCUGGUGGUAGAUCCGGUGAGUGGCUUCAUGGUGUGGUCCAUCAUGGAAACGAUCAUCAGCUCGGGCAUGGACGGUCACGCCAAGCAAAAGCUUGUACACACCAACGUGGAGUGGGCCUCGGGGUUGGCCAUCGAUACAAUUACGAAACGGCUGUACUGGGCAGACUACCGAAAGUCGACCAUUGAAACGUGCCUUCUGUUGACCGGCGGCGAUCGUCACGUGAUAGCCGAGCUGCACGAUUACUCCAAGCCCAAGCUGCUGGACGUGUUCGAGGAUAGCGUGUAUGUCAUCCUGUACAAUCAGAACAUUCUGAAGCUGAACAAGUAUGGCCGGGACAAUGGAACAUACAUGAAUGAGGAAGCUCGCGGUGCCGGCGGUUCCGGUGGCUAUCGGUCCUCCGAUGUGCACUUCAUUCAUCCGCUAAAGCACGACCGAAGUGUUCCGAAUCCCUGCAUCAUGCACCCAUGCCACAACUCGACCGUGUGUCUGCUCUCAACCGAGAAUCGUCUGCGGCGUAGCUGUGUAUGUACUGACGCCCGACCGGUGGCCGUCUUUGACGACCGGGGCGAGGUGAAGGAGUGCCUGGAAGCGACUCCGCACACACCGGAGUGUAAGCUACACUGCAACUAUGGCACCUGCUUCAUCGAUUCCGACGGUCAGCAAAAGUGCAAAUGUUCUGCGAGCUUUGACGGCAAGUAUUGCGACCAUUACAUCUGUUCCGGUUACUGCAAGAACAAGGGAUUCUGCGAGAUUGUUAACAACGAGCCCAGGUGUACCUGUGUACCGCAAUGGACCGGCAAACGGUGCGACAUCUCGACCAACAAGUGCCAACGGUACUGUCACAACGGCGGCAAUUGUACGAUCGUGCAGCGAGACGGUGGCUCGUUAAGCUGCAGCUGUCCGGCCGGUUACACGGGCGACCAGUGUGAGCAUUGUUCGAAUCUGCGGUGCGAAAACGGUGGAGUCUGUCGGAAGACAACCACCGACCGUAGCCAGUGUCUCUGUGCGGAGGGUUAUGUAGGACGCAACUGUGAAAAGAACGUCUGCACAGCAUUCUGCGAGAAUGGUGGCGAGUGUACGAUCGAACGGGGAGCGGCCAAGUGUAGCUGUCCGGAAAAUACGUACGGUGAACGGUGUCAGCUGCGAGACUGUCCCGACCUUUGUCGAAAUGGUGGGGACUGUGUGCCGGGCGAGCGACCCUACUGCAAGUGCCGCCAAGGGUACGAAGGCCGAUACUGUGAGCACGAUCUGUGUGAAUUGCCGGAAGGCACGCGUCCAAGCUACUGUUUGCUCAUACGACCCACGACGGAACCCUCCGCACAUCCACCAUCCAGCUCGUGUGCCUCCUUCAGCUGCAACAAUGGCGGCCACUGCUUGGAGGUGCGUGGAAUGCCACUGUGCAACUGCACGAUGCAGUACGCCGGCGAGCAUUGCGAAAGCUACGUCACUUACCGCAAUCCGUGCAAUAAUUUCUGCUUCAACAAUGGCAUUUGCCGGUUGGAUCUGUUCUCCUCUCCGAACGGUACGUACAUACCCUCGUGCGUGUGCAUAGGCGAAUGGACGGGCAAACAGUGCGACCGACCGCCGCGAUGUAUCGGCGAUUGUGGUACCUGUAUCGAAGGAAGCUCCAUCAACGAAUGUACGUGUGAGGAUAACGAGGUGAGCACCUGCCUGCAGGAGGUUUCGCUAAGCGAGCUGGAGCGUAUGGAUGCGAAUGGAUCCAGCUUCACACUGUCGGUACUGGCGAUCGUUCUGUUUGCGAUACUCAUCAUAGCGGCCGGGCUCGGUGGGACUUUCUACGGGCUAAGAAGAAGGCGCACAGGGCAACCAUUCCUGCACGCUCGGUUGACGGACAAUGUGGAAAUAACGAACCCAAUGUAUCUUGGCGAUGCCGACGAAGGUCCCGCAUUUGUACACGAGGACGAUAAGGUGCACUUUGGCAAUCCGGUCUAUGAGCAGAUGUACGCCGGAAGCGUCAAUGUUCACAGCGAUUCAUCAACGAUCGCGGGUAACAGUGCGCAUCCGUUGCUAACCACCGGUUCCACCGCACCGGAAGAGAAGAAAGGUCUGCUUCAGCAUCCCCAGGAGGACACGAUCGCGGCCGAUUUGUUAUGAUGUAAAACGAAAUAGUAGCAGUUGCUAAAGCGUCGGUUUUAGGUUCCGCAAGCCCCUUUGCGCAACAGACUGAAAACCGGCGCACGUGUUAGCAGCGCUACUACAACUUCGACAACAACAUCCGUACAUCGGCGACGGAUCGGUGAGGGUACUAAUUGGCUUUAGUUGCCUGUUGCUUUUCAAACUGUUAAAAAAAACUAACACAACAUGGCUAUAAAAAGCAUGCGGAAUCCACGCGUGGCCUUAAGUGAGUUACGCGCAAAACAAACAAACAAACAAAACAAAAAAAAUAAGCCACAAACAAAAAUCGCAUCACCCACGAGCUUUAAUGAAAAUGAUUUUGUAUUUAACGUUCCAAUGUUUAAGUUUAAUGCUAAGUGAACGCAAUGCGGGGAUUAGGCAUUGGUUCUAUAGGACGCGAAACAGACAGACAGGCAGGGCGAGAUAAGCACGUAAGAAUGGACACAUUUGUAGUAAUUUAUAAAAAAAAUUGAGGUGCUCUCUCCCUUCUUUCCCCACGUUGCCCGUGCAGCUACUCCUCUAGCGUGAAGCUAUGGUUUUAAUUUUAUGUACCACAACUAACCAGCUCCAGCUGGCAUGGGAAGAGAUAUUACGUGUAACGCCACAUUCUGGCAGGCAGCGAACAGCGAACGACCGAACAACAAAACUCAGACAUUAACAAUAAUAGGAAUAAUUAGGCUUAUAAAUCGCAAAAGGCAGCGUGUGCAGCUAUGCAAGCAGGGUUGCCGUAUGGAAAGGUCUCCCAAUCAAUUCCUCACACUGUAACGCCUGUUGCAUCUCCAGUACAAGUUCGGUGGAUUGGAAAAAACAGGUUUUUUUAACAUAACGCUGACACAAAGUAUGGUAACUCUCGCGUGCAGCAGGAGGCCGCAAGGCAUCGAUCGACAAAUAACGAUACAACGAUACCGAGGGCGAGAAGGUGGUGAAAACCUCCGCAAAAUAUUUUGUACAGUACCUUCGUUUUGUUCGUAACCGUAUCGAAUGUUUACCGAUAGGCCGACUCGCUUAGUGAUUGGGGGGGGGGGGCAGCGCAAGACGAUAUAGUAAAUUAGGAACAAAUGACCGCAAACGCUAGACAGACGCUAGAAGAAGGUGGAUUUUUCUAAGUAUGGCAAAAGCAGCAUGCAUUAGUAUGCAGCUGAUCAAGAGCUGAUGGGUGGGAACGAAUGGUAUCUUUUAAUUAGUACGUAGUAUGUAGAGAAAUCAAAACGGAAGGUGUAACCGAAUGUCCUAGUGCAUGUCCUAAGAGUAACGGAACCAUUCGAAUUCGCCACUAUGGCAGUUGUUUUGUUAUUCGGCAGGUGAGUGGAGGGUAAAAAGGACGAAUACGCGUUUUGCUCCUAGCUAAAUAAAACAAUCGAAGGCGUUAGAGAGAGAGAGAGAGAGAGAGAGAGAGAGAACGAGAGAGAGAGAGAGAGAGAACAAUCAUGCGAAAUGCGAGCGACGACUCGAAACCAAACCUAGAUAGUAGAGUAAAUAAUUUCAUUUUGCCAUUUUUCCACUCGCUUAGGGGUGAAUUCGAACCAGUGUGAUGAGUUUUGAGAAAUUUCAAACGAAACGUAAGAUUUCACACGCACGCGCCACACGCAGACCUAUCUUUGUCGUACGAUUAGUUCGUUUUGGGGUUGGAAAGCAAACGUAAUAUCGUUAUGGAUGAUAUUGCUCUAGUAUCAAUAUGCAUGACUCCUGCACGAAUCAAAGUGUGUGUGUGUGAGAGUGUUCGUUACGAGUCCGACUGCAAGUGCGGGGACAAUGAGCAGUGUUAAGAGGGGAAAAAUAUAAAGACUGUAAUUUUUAAAAAC
Molecule: messenger RNA, 16982 nt
Organism: Anopheles stephensi (Asian malaria mosquito)
Lineage: Eukaryota; Metazoa; Arthropoda; Insecta; Diptera; Culicidae
Gene: LRP1
Product: low-density lipoprotein receptor-related protein 1
Exons: 15
Coding region: 580-15159 (4859 amino acids)
Molecular function (GO): calcium ion binding; protein binding
Source: RefSeq, a predicted model, not a curated record